AUGUACUGGACUUUCAGCUGCGUCAUCCCGUUCUUGAUACUGGACAACGCCGGAGGCCACGGCUACCAUUUCAUAACGCGCGGACAUAAACUCUGGACCUGCAUCUUCCCCGGGAUGAACCUGCACUGGGGAUUUCGUGUCCUUAACCGCUUCGAGAAAUUUGUGGACAGCGGUGCCAACUGGAGCAACUUCUACGACCCCAAAGAGACGCCUGACAACGUGACGCUGUUUGAGAUUGCGACGGUUGGGUUUCUGUCCGAUGUCUUAAUUAUCGUGCUAGUGUGGUACCUCGACAACGUGCUGCCCAUCGGUCCCGGUAUUUCAAAACCUGUCGGCUACCCUUUCAUGAAGAGCUACUGGUUUCCGGGCAUGACGUCCUUGAAAGCUGUCGACAAAACGGACGAGGAGAAACUCAACUUUGAGACCGAGCCUAAAAACCAGGUGGUCGCCAUCGAACUCUUACAGGUUAACAAGAAUUACAAGGACACGGUGGCUGUUUCCAACUGUAACAUGCGCGUUUUCGAGGGUCAAAUUACUGUGCUUCUGGGUCACAACGGUGCUGGCAAGACUACUACUCUCAACAUAAUCACUGGGUAUAUCGGCGCGACUUCUGGCACAAUACUGGUUGGAGGGUACGAUAUCCUCAACGCUACCCGUGAUGCCCGCAAAAGCGUAGGCUACUGUGCCCAACACAACAUCUUCUAUAGAGACCUCACCGUCGAGGAGCAUCUGCUUUUCUUCGCGGCAGGGAACUCGGGCAUAAAAAGGAAUGGCGUCUACGCGCAGCUUGUCGUUCUCGACGAGCCCACAGCCAACAUGGAUCCAGACGCCCGGCGCGAGAUGUGGGAAUUGCUGCUCAAGGUCCGACGGCAGAGUGCCGUCCUUAUCACUACUCAGCAUAUGGACGAGGCAGACGUCCUGGGCGACCGCAUCGCUAUCAUGGCCAACGGCCGCAUCCGGUGCAUGGGCUCCCCAGCCUUCCUCAAGCAGCGCUUCGGCACGGGUUAUCACAUGCAAGUGAACAAGGCGGCCUUUUGCAACGUGUCCGCCAUCGAGUCCCUGCUCCGCAAGUACGCGCCCCGGGCACAUCUGCAGAGCGACUCGGACAACGAGGCUGUGUUUGUGCUGGGGCAGAUCGUGACCACCAGGCACACCAUCGCCAUGUUCAGAGACCUGGAGCAGGGGAAGGACAAGUUGGGUAUCGAGUCUCUGGGGCUGACUGUGACCACGCUUGAGGAUGUGCUUAUGCGCGUGGGAGAGGAGCAUCACUUCCGCCGCCAUCACAUGCACUCAGACUUCGACGACGAGAACGAGUUCAUCGAGGCCAGAGGUAAAAGUGGUUUUGUCCAGCACGAGACCCAGUCUGCAUUCAUGGAGAAGUACCUCGGGCCCGUCCUCGUCGAACAAAGCUUUAAGACAGACGACAUUCCGGCGGACUACAAUAUUGCGCAAUACUUACUCGGCAUCGCUCAGCACUCUCUGCGUCACUACAUCUUCGACAUUCACGCCGGGUUCCAGAUGACCAAGCAAAAAGGGACACUACUCUGGUACAACGGCGAAGGCCCCCACGCGGGACUUUUGGCGCUCAGCGCGUUCAACACAGCGCGGCUGCGCAACCUAACCCAGAACCCGACAGCGACCAUGGUGUUCAGCGUCAAGGCCCACCCAUCCGUCAAGAAAGACGAAAACGAACUCGUGAAGCAGCAGAACACGUACCGUGAGGUCAUGCCCAAGGUGUUGCGCUCCAUCUUCUUUCCCAUGGUGUCCAGCCUCAUGUGCAGUAACUUCGUCAUCUAUCCCGUCAUAGAGAGGAUGACUCAGGUGAAGCACCUGCACUUUAUGAACGGCGUGAGCAGCUUGUUGUACUGGUCGGCCAACUUCUUCUGGGACUUCAUGUUCUACCUGGGCACGGCGCUCUUUGUGCUGCCUCCCUUGCUCUCACAGCUCGACUACCUCGUGGGCAUCGACACUCCGUUCCUGGGCUGCCUGGGGACGGUGUUCGUAGAACACUUCGCGUACACCAUCAACGCUCCCCUGGUCAUGGUGGCACUCGAAGUGAUGCUGCAGGCGAUGCUGCUCGUGCCUUCCUUCUCCUACUCCCGGGGCAUGACCAAGAUCCUGGAGCUGAGCAGCGAGAACAAGAUAUGCCGCACGGGCGGCGUGAACCUCGAGCGCGUCUGCCACACGCACGCCGUCGACUUCAAGUUAUCGCUCAAACUAUGCUGCGAAGUGCCCAAAGGCCAGCGUCCCGAGGACGCCACGAUCCAGGCCCUGUCGGUGCACCCGUACUCGGCCUUCUACGAGGCGACCACGCUGGCCGUCGAGGGACUCGUCCUCUUCCUCGUGCUCAUGUUCGUCGAGUCCCGCUGGGCGUACCGCGUAGAGAGACUGCUCAGCGCGCCCCAAGAAAACGUCCGAGCCACCGCAACGCCAAAGUUGAUCGCCUCCCCCACCAAGGUGAUGCUUGAGGACUCCGAUGCCGUGCGAGAAAACGCCUUGGUCGACACCCUGAGCGGAUCUGUUGGUCGAGACGCCAGACCGCUCGGGCCAGACCAGAGACCCGCCAUGGUUGUGAGCCGCCUGACGAAGGCGUACGGCUGGUGGCAGAAGAAGCCCGUGCUUCAGGGCCUCAGCUUCGUCCUGCGGACCGGGGAGUGCUUCGGCCUGCUGGGCGUCAACGGGGCCGGAAAGACGACCACCUUCAGGAUCCUCACGGGCGACGUCUUGCCCGCCGACGGAGACGUCUUCCUCGACGGCUUUUCGAUCGUUCGGCAGACCAGACUCGUCCAAGCACACUUGGGUUACUGCCCGCAACGAGACGGCCUCGUGGACGAGCUGACGGGCACAGAGACGCUGAUUCUUCACUCGCGGUUGAAGGGCGUCGCCAACGACGCUGACUACCUGGAAGUGCUGUUCGAGAUCUUUGACCUUGCAGACAUCGCCGGCAACCUGGUGGGCACUUACAGCGCAGGCAACAAACGCAAGCUGUCGCUCUGCCUGGCCAUGGUCGGCAUGCCCAGGGUGCUACUGCUAGACGAGCCCUACGCAGGCAUCGGCACGACGGCGCGCAAGAGGGUCAUCAACUACAUCACCGCCCUGCAGAGAACGGCCAAGAUGUCCAUCGUGCUUACCUCGCACAGCCUGACGGACGUGGAGUUCCUGUGCAACCGGAUAGCCAUCCUGGGGAGCGGCAGGCUGCAGUGCCUGGGCUCGCUGCCGCACCUGAAGCAGAAGUUUGGCAAGGGUGUCACCAUCACCGUCAAGACGUACCCGGACAAAAAGCAGGACUUCGUGUACCAGAAGGGCGUGCUGACGGCCGUCAAGAUGGACUUCCCCAAGGCUCAGUUGGCGCACAGUUACGAGGGCCUGUUGGAGUUUCGCAUGACCCAAGUGAGCAUGCUGUGGAGCGAGAUGUUCACUCUUAUGGGCAAGAUCAAAAGGAAGUUCAAGUUGCAGGACUUCUUCAUCACGGACACAUCGCUGGAGCACAUCUACCGGAGCUUCACACGCAACGAGACCAGCAUGGCAGCGGCUCUGGCAGAGGUCCGGUAGACCAGCGAGACCUUCUGAACGUCU
This is a messenger RNA of Ixodes scapularis (black-legged tick), 3576 nucleotides long. RefSeq names its product phospholipid-transporting ATPase ABCA3-like. Gene Ontology annotation, cellular component: intracellular membrane-bounded organelle; membrane. Gene Ontology annotation, molecular function: ABC-type transporter activity; ATP hydrolysis activity; lipid carrier activity. NCBI's taxonomy places the organism in Eukaryota, Metazoa, Arthropoda, Arachnida, Ixodida, Ixodidae. The transcript has 16 exons. Bases 1 to 3552 code for a protein of 1183 amino acids. Gene Ontology annotation, biological process: transmembrane transport; lipid transport. The record is from RefSeq and is a predicted model, not a curated record.